AUCCCACCUGCCGACAAUGAUGUCUCAACCACGCCAAUCCUGGAAAAACAUUUGAAAGUCAAAGUCAACACACAGCUGUCAGAUUUGGAACUGGCGCCUGACGAUAUCAGCCUUUCCAUUCCUACCACUUCUGUUCCCUCCGUCGCCAAAGUCCGCUACUCAGUCGUAGCUUCAACCUCCAGUCACUCACCGCCUCUCAGCGGCUUAUCUUCCCUCUUCAAUCGGAAGAAGGCUGCUGACACCGAUGCCUACGAACUGUUCCCUAACUGUGACAACUAUGUGCUGUGCGCUCUGUUCGCUGAACCGCGCUCGAAGCUGGAACACCUGGAGGAGGAGGACCCAUUGGCUGGGUCAGUAACUUUGGAGGACUUUUUUAAUCAGAGUUUAGAAUUUGAGUUUUCAGAACAUCCAGACGACGGCCAUCAGUCGGUUGUGGAAAUGGACGGAGGAGAAGACGAGGAGACAGCGGAAGAGGAGGGGGACGAAGAAGAAUCCAUCUCUGGUGAGUCGCCUUCGAGUUGCAACAGCAGCAGUAGGCAAAUAACGGCGGAAGCGUAG
Molecule: messenger RNA, 558 nt
Organism: Dibothriocephalus latus
Lineage: Eukaryota; Metazoa; Platyhelminthes; Cestoda; Diphyllobothriidea; Diphyllobothriidae
Source: the annotation of a GenBank genome assembly